AUAUAACUGGUGUCCUUUCUACCUUUGAAAUGGUACAUGUAACGUACUGAAGAGAAAAUGUCGGAUAUAUCACUUGUGGAGAAUUGUACACUAAUUCUUGCUUGUGUAUAUUGUAAGCAUGCAGAUAAUGGCAGUGCAGGGAUUGAAUGUACUGCUGAUGACCAUGAUGACAUUCAUCAUUUGCUUGGUUGGGGAAGGAAAUUGAUUGAGUACACAAAAUUGGAGUCAAAAGUCAUGGAAUCGGAAAUUACGAUAUUUUUGUAUAAAUCUAUAAACUAUUGUGAUUUUUUAUAUCAACAUCCUGUGACAGAAUGCAUUGAGUCAAAAGAAAAAGGUCGGGAAAUGAAACAUAAUGGCGAAAGAAGAAUGAACAUUUUACUUCCUGCAAUGGAUGGUUUAUUUCUGCUUCGGAUUCUCAAAUGUAUUAAGAGUUACUUGCAAGAUCAUCAUCAGACACAGACAUCUGAUAGUAUGCCUAAUCAUGAGUGUGAUGGCAGAAAAGGAAGUAGAGAUUCUUGUUGUGGAAAAAAUGGCCAUCAUGAUCCGCAUACUGACAAUAAAAACCACCAAUGUAACUGCAGGAUAUGCAUGAAUAGUCGCCUGAGGUUUACGGAUUUGUCUUCGCAAGAGAUGAACUUGCUCAUUUGGUACCUGAUGGUUCUUGACCAUAUGUCAGAGUCUGCAGAACUUCGAGAUAUUCUUUCUCAGUAUUGCGAUUUGGAUAUUUUACAGGUUUGUGCACGAGGGAUGGGAGGUUUUGACCGCCCAUUCUUCUUGCAGUGGGUGCCUCAGGUACCCAGUUGUCUUGUGAGGUUUAAUGACACAGUUGUGAAUCCUCUCGAGCAAAUCUGCAAAUUCUCCAAAUUGGAGCCGCUUAAGUUGUCCAUAUUGGAUUUUUUUGGACAGAAGGACUGUUUGAAUGUGGAAAUUAAAAGGAAACUGUAUAGAUUGUCGAUAAAUCUUUCUUGUUUUCUUCAAAUUACCAAAGACAUUGUUUGUUACUUGUCUAAAGAAUCUUUGAUGUUAUCAUUUUGUCAAACUUUUCACACACUUAUGGGUAAUUCAUUAUUGUUCACAAUGAUUAACCAUGCUAAACCUGUACCACUUCCAUCUAAAGGACCGAGGGAUGAUGUGAAUGAAAUCAAAAGUGGAAAAACCUCUUUAUCAUCACUAGAAAACACUGUAAGAAAAGACACUACAAGACACCUUUUGAAAGAAUUCUUUCUGCAGCAAGGAGAUUCAACGUGUUUGAAAUAUGAAAACGUAAAAGACAGCUCACAAGAAAUUGAAAAUAUCGGAUUGAAAAAGAAUAAACAGGGUGAGAAAGAUGAAUCAUUUGAAAAGCUGUUAGAUGAAGAGUUUUAUGAAAUGUUCGCUCAUGUGGAGGUACGAAAUCCAGUUGAGGUACUAGUUUAUCCAGCAACACAGCAACUCGUUCUGGAACCCCUUCUUAACAAAUUCUCCAUGCCUGAGAGUACGCCAUCUAAACACGACACAAUGGCCGUGGAAUUUUUGCGCCUGUGUACUAUGCACGACUACCCCAGCACAAAUGGACCGAGUCUACUGCGGCUGGCCCAGGCUGGUUUCUAUUACGAGGGCAAUGGAAUUGAACUUGUCUGCUUCUCUUGUAACUUUCGGAAAGGAAGCUGGAAUUAUCAUGAUUCUCCCCGAGAAAUCCAUCAGAGGAUGUCACCUAACUGUAAAUUCUUAUCACAGAGUGGGGAUGGAAAUGUCCCGAUACCAAGAGAGGAGUCUACACAAGACCCCCCUCAGAGUUCUCCAUUUGUAGGAGAAGUGCAGGCUGAUGGUCCCCGCUCAGCUACCGCAGGGGAGACGCCAAACAACACAGCUCACCUGGCCAGUGCUAAUUAUGGAGAUGGACAGGAACAGUCUCUCCCCCCGAGGCGACCGAUGGUUGUAAAACAUCCCGAGUAUGCAAACCGCUCAACCCGUCUGGCUUCCUACGCUAAUUUUCCACGACACAUGAAACAGCACCCGGCCGACAUGACUGAUGCUGGGUUUUAUUAUGCAGGUUUUGGGGACUGCUGUAGGUGUUACCACUGUGGAAUAGGUCUCAGGAACUGGGAUCCAGAAGACAACCCGUGGAUAGAACACGCACGCUGGUCGUCAGAAUGCCCAUAUAUUCUGAAAGUAAAGGGCCAGGCCUUUAUUGACCUCGUGCAGGAGGCAGCCCGAGCCGCAGAAAUGGCCGAGGAUGAUGACAGUGAAGGAGAGGGGGACAGUGUUGGCAGUAACAAAGAUGCCAGCAAUGAGAAGACAGGGGCAAGUAACUCUUCAUCAGGAGAGUUGACAGGAAAUUCACAAGCUUGUGAUGAAAUAGAAAAUAAUGUGGCCAAGACCUCGGAGGCCACUGUCAGCAAAGGUGUGUCCUCUGGGGACAGCGGUUUUGGCUCAGGGAGUACAGUUCAGGCUCAGCCAAUCAAAGCACCCCUACGGACUGCUGCUGCACAGAGUCUAAUCCAUGAGGAAAAAAUCAAACCAAAAUAUGUCACAGCAGCCAUAGAGGACUUGGUGAAGGCGGAAGGAUGGGGAGCGUUUACUAAAGAGAACAUCAGAAAGUACCUGAAAAUCAAUGAAGAGAAGGGAAACUCAGCACCCUCAGCUUCUAAUGCUGAUCCCGAUGUGCUGAAGCAACAGAAUAAAGAGUUAAAAGACCUGACUGUCUGCAAGAUUUGUCUGGAUGAGAAAGUCUCCAUCGUCUUCUUACCCUGCGGUCACCUGGUCUCCUGUCCGCAGUGCGCCCCCGCCCUCACGAAAUGUCCAAUCUGUAGAAAGGGCAUCAAGGGUACUGUGAGGACCAACCUGGUGGAGAAAAGCGCCUCCAAAUAGUGUGUGCCCCAGAAGCAGUUCGUGCAAGAAUCGGGUGAUUGGUAAUUCAUGGAUUGUGUUGAUGUCAUAUAUUGUCUCAUUUAACACUAUUGUUUUAUUUCUGAAUGUGCAGUCUUUCAGCAUAAAGGUAUUGCGAUUGAAUACUAUGACAUGUACAUAUUUCUGUAACAUAUUUUCAGUUUAUUGGAGCUGUGUUCAUUAUCGUAACAUUCAUAAAAGUCAUUUUAAUCAUCAUCUUAUGAAUCGGUGAUAGAACGAAUACAUGCAUAUUAUCACUCGUAUGUAUCUCAUCAGUAUUAUACAAGGACUAAAACAUUUAAUGAAAGGGAUGACUUGAGUUUAGAUAUUUGUCAGUUCCAAAUAAUGGAUAGCUUCAUCAGCACAUACACAUUAAGUCCAUAAAAUUUGGUAAUGAUGUGGAAAAAUCUAUGUAUGGUAACAGGAGAUUUCUCAUGAAAUGAUCACGUGAGUGAGAUGAAUGCUGGGUUUGUAAAAUAUCAAUCACCUUUUUCGUAAUUCAUGUUGGACUACUUUUUUUCCCCGGAUUCUUGCAUGGACUGCUUCUUAUGUGGGGCGAUUUCUUUCGUGAUUUAAUAUGUACAAUGUAGGUGUGUAUUUUAUAAAAAGUUUUCUUUUUUCACAAGAUUGCAGAUAGUGUUUAAAUAUAACACAAUGCUUGUACAUGUACGUGGUCUCAAUCUUUUCAUGGUGAUACAAUUUUCAUGUUAAACAUCACACGGGUAUAUAGUGUAUAUCAACAGACAUGUAGAAUGGGAAAUUACCUGCAGGAAAUACGAUAUAUUGAACUGUGCUAAGAGCGUUUGAUACUUGGAUUUGAUGUAAACUUGACUUUUGUAGUUUUAAAAGUAUCAUUUUCAAGAUUACCAGUUAAAGACUCUCGUUGGGACAGUUUGACUAAUUGCAAGAAGUAAUGUCUGCUAAAUGAAGCAUCAUGUUUAUAUAUCCAAGCUAUGUUUUCUUUUUCAUGCAGGGCAGGUUUUACAAAGGAAAACAAAUAAAAAAAAGUGAAAGAAAGUUUAUGAAAAAAAA
Molecule: messenger RNA, 3900 nt
Organism: Ostrea edulis (European flat oyster)
Lineage: Eukaryota; Metazoa; Mollusca; Bivalvia; Ostreida; Ostreidae
Product: inhibitor of apoptosis protein-like
Exons: 11
Coding region: 58-2850 (930 amino acids)
Biological process (GO): regulation of cell cycle; negative regulation of apoptotic process
Cellular component (GO): spindle microtubule; cytoplasm; nucleus
Molecular function (GO): cysteine-type endopeptidase inhibitor activity involved in apoptotic process
Source: RefSeq, a predicted model, not a curated record